AUGGAGGCAGCUCGUGGACCCCCCAGGGUCAAGAACAAGGCGCCCAGCGCCAUCCAAAUAUCAGCGGAACAGCUUCUGAGAGAAGCUGUCGAUCGCCAGGAGCCAGGGCUGCAGGCGCCAACACAGCGAUUCGCCGAUCUCGAAGAGCUUCAUGAGUUCCAAGGCAGAAAGCGGAAGGAGUUCGAGGACUAUGUGCGGAGGAACAGGAUUAAUAUGAACAAUUGGAUGAGAUAUGCACAAUGGGAACUUGAGCAGAAGGAAUACAAGCGAGCGAGAUCCAUUUUUGAGCGAGCUCUCGAUGUUGAUGCUACUUCUGUCACAUUAUGGAUUCGAUAUAUCGAGGCGGAAAUGAAAUCUAGGAAUAUCAACCAUGCCCGAAACCUGUUGGACCGCGCAGUUACAAUUCUACCCAGAAUCGAUAAAUUGUGGUACAAAUACGCCUAUAUGGAGGAGAUGCUGGGGAACAUUCCCGGAACGCGGCAAGUUUUCGAGAGAUGGAUGACCUGGGAGCCGGACGAGGCAGCGUGGAGCAGUUAUAUAAAGCUGGAGAAGCGAUAUGGCGAGUUUCAAAGAGCCCGAGAGAUCUUCCAGCGAUUCACGAUAGUUCAUCCAGAGCCGAGGAACUGGAUCAAAUGGGCUAGAUUUGAAGAAGAAUUUGGGACCAGUGAUCUUGUCAGGGAGGUGUUUGGCACCGCUGUUGAGGCAUUAGGUGAUGAAUUUAUGGAUGAACGGUUAUUCAUUGCAUAUGCAAGGUACGAGGCGAAGCUGAAAGAGUACGAGCGUGCGAGAUCAAUCUACAAGUACGCCUUAGAUCGUCUGGCAAGAUCCAAAUCACUUGCUCUCCACAAGGCCUACACCACUUUUGAGAAGCAAUUUGGUGAUAGAGAGGGUGUAGAGGAUGUGAUCCUGUCAAAGCGACGGGUCCAAUAUGAGGAACAAGUCAAAGCGAACCCCAAAAACUACGACGCGUGGUUUGACUAUGCCCGGUUAGAGGAAGUAUCUGGAGAUGUCGACCGAGUCCGCGAUGUCUAUGAGAGGGCGAUUGCUCAAAUACCACCUACGCAGGAGAAGCGACAUUGGAGACGAUAUAUCUAUUUAUGGGUUUUCUACGCUAUCUGGGAGGAGAUGGAAACCAAGGACACGGAGCGUGCGAGGCAGAUUUACCAGGAAUGCCUGAAACUUAUCCCCCAUAAGAAAUUUACGUUCGCCAAAAUCUGGCUCAUGAAGGCACAGUUUGAAAUUCGGCAACAGCAACUAUCUCCCGCAAGAAAGACCCUCGGCCAGGCUAUCGGGAUGUGUCCUAAAGACAAGUUAUUCAAAGGAUACAUCGAACUCGAAAUGAAAUUGUUCGAGUUUACUCGAUGCCGAACUCUCUAUGAGAAGCACAUCGAGUGGAAUCCCGCAAAUUGCCAAGCCUGGAUCAAGUUCGCUGAAUUAGAACGAGGUCUCGAUGACUUAGAGCGUACCCGUGCCAUCUUUGAACUCGCUAUCACCCAAACCCAACUAGACAUGCCAGAGUUGCUAUGGAAAGCAUAUAUUGAUUUCGAGGAGGAGGAAGGCGAGUAUGAGCGAACUCGCCAACUCUACGAACGGCUGCUCGAGAAGACCGACCACGUUAAGGUCUGGAUUAGCUAUGCCCAUUUUGAGAUCAACGUCCCAGAUGAGGAAGAAGAGGAGGAAGAGGAGAAACCUAUUAGCGAGGUCGCCAAGACGCGCGCGAGGAAGGUGUUUGAGCGUGCUCUUAAGAGCAUGAAGGAUAAGGAGUUGAAAGAAGAGCGAGUCUCUCUACUCAACGCAUGGCUUUCCUUCGAGCGAACACACGGCUCGGCAGAGGAUAUCGAAGAGGUCCAGAAACAGAUGCCUCGGAAGACCAAACGUCGUCGCAAGUUGGACGACGACAGCUACGAGGAGUAUAUCGAUUACGUAUUCCCUGCCGACGACAGACAGACCGAGAAACUUUCCAACUUCCUCGCUAUGGCCCAAUCUUGGAAACAGGCUGGUGGAACUAUCACUGGAGAUGCUGCGGAUGGCGAGUAA
Venustampulla echinocandica is the source of this 2037-nucleotide messenger RNA. RefSeq names its product TPR-like protein. The record is from RefSeq and is a predicted model, not a curated record. NCBI's taxonomy places the organism in Eukaryota, Fungi, Ascomycota, Leotiomycetes, Helotiales, Pleuroascaceae. The coding region runs from base 1 to 2037 and encodes 678 amino acids. Gene Ontology annotation, cellular component: Prp19 complex; precatalytic spliceosome; U2-type catalytic step 2 spliceosome. Gene Ontology annotation, biological process: mRNA splicing, via spliceosome; spliceosomal complex assembly. The transcript is spliced from 2 exons. Gene Ontology annotation, molecular function: protein binding.